UAGGUUUUGUUUGGAAGGGGCAUAACUGCUGUAAACAUGACUGCUCGUAUGUGGCGUGACCUCUUGUUGUGUGACCUCACAUCGGCUCACGUUGUUCGUCAAGAUACGACAAUAAGUCAUACACUAUCACCAAUGUCACCAUGUUUUUAAAUGUUUACUUAACCUAAAGAAAUUAGCACACACGUAUAGAGCUAAGCUACGCGACCAGCGUUUGAUCAGCAAUGCUGCGUCACUGUCGACGGUAGCGACUGUCACUCAGAGUGUAUCGAUGUGCUCAUCUGGGACUAAUGUUCAAGUGAACAUGUAAAUUACUGCAUUUCCGGGUUUUUUUUACUGGGACCAUUGCACCAUUACACCUCAACACUGACAGAUGCUGACAUGGCCUCCGAUGCAGAACACAACGGCUUCCAUUCCCCCGAGGAUUCCUCCGAUACUAAUAAUGGCACAAGUGUCGACUAUCCAGCGAUGCCAUGGUUCGGCAUGGACAUCGGCGGGACACUGACGAAGCUGGUGUACUUCGAGCCACGAGACAUCGCAGCCAGCGAGGAGCAAGAGGAAGUGGAGACACUGCGGACUAUCCGCCGCUAUUUGACGGGGAACGUCGCAUACGGCAAGACAGGGAUCAGAGACGUCCAUCUUGAAAUGCCCAACCAAGUGAUAGGAAACAGACGUGGAUCCCUGCACUUUAUACGUUUCCCCACCACGGAAAUGUACGCUUUUAUUGAUCUAGCAAAAUCCAAGAACUUUUCCAGUUUAUCUAGUGCAAUCUGUGCCACCGGAGGAGGGGCUUACAAGUUCGAGGAGGACUUCUAUAAGAUGGUGAGUCUUCGCCUGCACAAAUAUGACGAGCUUGAGUGCCUCCUAAAGGGCAUCCACUACAUCGACCGCUUCAACCCCUCCUUCGAGUGCUACUACUGGACCGACCCAGGCAACUCCCAGCUCUGUCAGAAGGUCCCUUUCGACUUCAGGAAUCCGUAUCCCUACCUCGUUGUCAAUAUUGGAUCAGGGGUCAGCAUCUUGGCUGUCAAGUCCCCUUCUGAGUACAGGAGAGUGUCAGGUACCAGUCUGGGAGGUGGAACAUUCCUGGGUUUGUGUUGUCUGCUGACAAACUGUGAGACGUUUGAGGACGCCAUCCAGCUGGCAUCCGAGGGAGACGCCACUAAGGUGGACAAACUGGUGCGGGACAUCUACGGCGGUGACUAUGACAAGUUCAACCUGAAGGGGGAAACUGUAGCCAGCAGCUUUGGCCAGAUGAUGAGCAAGGACAGGAGAGAGACGGCUUCAAGGGCUGAUCUGGCCAAGGCUACGCUGGUUACCAUCACCAACAACAUUGGCUCCAUAGCACGCAUGUGUGCUGUCACCGAGAAAAUCGAGCGUGUGGUGUUUGUGGGGAACUUCCUGCGAGUGAACACGAUCUCGAUGAAGCUGCUGGCCUAUGCUAUGGACUUCUGGUCAAGGGGGUCGCUCAAGGCUCUCUUCCUGGAACACGAGGGCUACUUCGGAGCUAUGGGCUGCUUGAUGGAGUACCUGAACCUGGGCCACCCCUGCAACACCUGAGACAAGAGUUGUCGCAAACCAGCAACAUCUACACUGUUACUGCCAACGUCAUGUCAUGGGAUAGCUGUUAAUAUACUGUGGAAUAAUUAGUUAAUAUACUGUACUGGUUGUGGGAUAACUAGUUGAUAUACUGUACUGCUGUGGGAUAACUAACUGAUAUACUAUACCCGCUGUGGGAUAACAAACUGAUAUACUGUACUAUCUGUGGGAUAACUAACUGACAUACUGUACAGCUGUGGGAUAACAAACUGACACUGUACAGCUGUGGGAUAACUAACUGAUAUACUGUACAGCUGUGGGAUAACAAACUGACAUACUGUACAGCUGUGGGAUAACAAACUGACACUGUACAGCUCUGGGAUAACAAACUGACAUACUGUACAGCUGUGGGAUAACAAACUGACACUGUACAGCUCUGGGAUAACAAACUGAUAUACUGUACAGCUCUGGGAUAACAAACUGACAUACUGUACAGCUGUGGGAUAACAAACUGACAUACUGUACAGCUGUGGGAUAACUAACUGACAUACUGUACUAGCUGUGGGAUAACUAGUUGACAUACUGUACAGCUUUGGGAUAACAAACUGACACUGUACAGCUCUGGAAUAACUAGUUGACAUACUGUACAGCUGUGGGAUAACUAGUUGACAUACUGUACUAGCUGUGGGAUAACUAACUGACAUACUGUACAGCUGUGGGAUAACUAGUUGACAUACUGUACAGCUGUGGGAUAACAAACUGACACUGUACAGCUCUGGGAUAACUAGUUGACAUACUGUACAGCUGUGGGAUAUCUAGUUGACAUAUUGUACAGCUUUGGGAUAACAAACUGAUAUACUGUACUAGCUGUGGGAUAACACACUGAUAUACUGUACUAGCUUAGGGAUAACAAACUGAUAAACUGUACUAGCUGUGGGAUAACUAACUGACAUACUGUACAGCUGUGGGAUAACUAACUGAUAUACUGUACAGCUGUGGGAUAUCCAGUUGACAUAUUGUACAUCUGUGGGAUAACUAACUGAUAUACUGUACAGCUGUGGGAUAUCUAGUUGACAUACUGUACAGCUUUGGUAUAACAAACUGAUAUACUGUACAGCUGUGGGAUAACUAACUGAUAUACUGUACAGCUGUGGGAUAUCUAGUUGACAUACUGUACUGCUUUGGGAUAACGAACUGAUAUACUGUACAGCUGUGGGAUAUCUAGUUGACAUACUGUACAGCUUUGGGAUAACAAACUGAUAUACUGUACAGCUGUGGGAUAACAAACUGACAUACUGUACAGCUGUGGGAUAACAAACUGAUAUACUGUACUAGCUGUGGGAUAACUAACUGACAUACUGUACAGCUGUGGGAUAACUAACUGACAUACUGUACAGCUGUGG
Haliotis rufescens (red abalone) is the source of this 2939-nucleotide messenger RNA. RefSeq names its product pantothenate kinase 3-like. Gene Ontology annotation, molecular function: ATP binding; pantothenate kinase activity. Gene Ontology annotation, biological process: coenzyme A biosynthetic process. Gene Ontology annotation, cellular component: nucleus; cytosol. The transcript is spliced from 7 exons. Bases 379 to 1557 code for a protein of 392 amino acids. Lineage: Eukaryota; Metazoa; Mollusca; Gastropoda; Lepetellida; Haliotidae. The record is from RefSeq and is a predicted model, not a curated record.